Molecule: messenger RNA, 565 nt
Organism: Rubroshorea leprosula
Lineage: Eukaryota; Viridiplantae; Streptophyta; Magnoliopsida; Malvales; Dipterocarpaceae
Source: the annotation of a GenBank genome assembly
CGAGACACAACCGGGGCAACAAGAGCUCAUAUUGGAGAUGGCGAAGAUGGUCUGCUCAGAAUUUAGUGAAGGUGGUUUGAAUCUCAAUGGGAUUUUCCUAGCACUGCUUAUAGCUCUUAUCCUCAUGGCCCUCUGCUCCCCUCCUCCACGCCGGGCUAUUGUCGUGGCACGUCGUAUUCACUGAAAUGGUUUCUGAUCUCAAUUUCUAGAGUUUUCCUCAGUCUCCAAAAGAAACUGGGGAUUGUCUCCUGCCAUCUCGUUUCGGUUUGAUGGACAUUUCCCACCAUAGUUUUGUUUGUUUUUCCUUUUCUUUUCCUUUUUUUUUUUUCGUUUUUUUAGAAGGAAGGUUGGAUAGGCUUUUUCAGGAUUUUUUUUUUUUUAGGGGGUGUGGUGUUUGACUAGGGCUGGGCACUAUAUCAUAAAUGUCACAAUUACCAUUGUACCAUACCAUUAUCAAUGGAAACGGUAUGGUAAAUUGUCAUAUGGUAAGUCUAAAUGAUAAUAUGGUAAUACCAUUUAGACCUGUGAUACGAUAUUGGUAUUGGAGGUCAUUAUCAUUUUUACC